AUGCAGCGAGCCGUUGCCCAAGGAACAAAAGCAGUUUCUGUGAGUUACUCCUUUUUUUCUUUCCAAUUUUUUUUAAGAAUCAGCUAGUUCCAGUUUUUUGAUUAUUUUUCUUAAAACAUGAGCAUUUGAUAAAUUUUAAAAAUGUUGUUUUUUGAAGAUUUUUUCAAAUAUCUACUUGACCGUCGGUAACUCAAACUGGAAUUUUCUGAGCAUUUCACAUAUUCACUUAGGAGUGCUGAAGCCCAUCACUAGAGAUGCUCAGAAACGUCCGGUUUGCGUUACCGAGAUCCGAGUACACAAGCGAAUAGGAAAGGUACCAUAAUAUGUCCACGAGUGUAUUUCUCAAAAUAUAUCGCGUAGAUUCAGCCUGCUUAGGACAGCCGGCCGAUUUACGGUAGUUUAAAAAGGUUUUUCGAAAAUUUGUGUAUUUUUUAAUAUGUGACCUAUUUUAUGGCCUCGACUGACAAGUUCUAGAAAAUUGUAAAAAAAGGAAAAAAAAUUUUCUGGCUCCGCAACAACGGCGCAGUACGGACCGGCCUUCUUGGCACUGUCUUAAACAAGAUUCAAUAAAAUGUUCAUUGGGACGUCUCCAAUAUACUAUUAGGUUAUAUCUGGGCCAUACCAAAGGUUUUUGAGGGUAUAUUUCAAGUUUAUCACAUUUUGCACAAAUGCCGGAGAGCUAUACUCGUGGUACCAUCGUUAAAAUUCAGGCUCUUCCUGAAGCCUCAUCGUGAUUUCCUUUCACGAUUCGCUUUCGUAGAGAUUGCAUUGCUAUGAAAUCGAGAAGAAAUUUUCCAUUUUAUUUUUGUUUAUUUUACUUAGUUUCUCCAUAUGUUUCGAUUAAAAAAAAAAUUUAACCCAACUUUUGAAGCGAACCGCUGCGGUGAUCGCUGGCGCCGCCGGUUUCACGGGCUUGGGGCUUGUGUACGCCUUGGAAAACUCGGUAAGCGCCAGCAGUGAUGCCGUUCAUCCUUAUCACUUACCCUGGUCGCACGCUGGACCAUUUUCUUCAUUUGAUAUUGCUUCGUGAGUUUUUUCAAUAUAAUUAUUUAUUAAAAAGUUUUUUGUUUUAUCUAGAAUGUGAAUUGUAAAUAUUUGAUUUAUUGAAUUUUUUCAAAACCUUCAUCGUGAAAAUUGAUCAAAAUAAUUUUUUUCAGCUUUCUUUAUCAUUAAUUUUGUGUUCUCAGGGUUCGCCGUGGUUAUGAAGUCUACAAGCAGGUUUGCGCUGCAUGCCAUUCAAUGAAGUUCAUUCACUACCGUCAUUUUGUGGAUACUAUCAUGACAGAAGUGAUUUUCGCCCUUUGGAUGAACUGAAUGGCGAUUUAUCGUAGGAAGAAGCGAAGGCGGAGGCUGCCGACGCGUUGAUAAACGACGUCGACGACCGAGGAGCCCCGAUCCAGCGUCCUGGAAUUCUCACCGACAAGCUCCCUGCUCCUUACCCUAAUAAGAAGGCCGCUGCUGCAGCCAACAACGGUUUUUUUUUUCGAUUUUCAUUUUUCCGGAAUGAUGAAGUAUUUUCGAAGUGAAUUUGUUUCUGAAAGUUUGAAAAACUUUAGUCAGAACAACUUAAGCGAAAAAAAGUUUCUGAUGGUGGAAAACGUCGAGAUAGUGCAAAAAGGGGAUAAAAUUUUCACCCAAAAUGGCAUUUUGUUCGUUAUCUCAAUUCAAAAAAUCUUUUUGUAUUUCGACAUUCAUUUAACUUCAAUUUAAAAUUUUUUCAAAGUUUAGAUUUUCAAUGCAACUCUCGAAAAAAAUUAUAGCAUAUUUUUUUAGCUAGUUGAAUUUUCUUUCUGUCGCUUAAAAAUGACAAUUUACUAUCAAAUUGUUAAAAGAAGAAAUGAGCAGAAUUUUCUAUAGAGGGUCUCAUCUAGAAAUUACUAAUUUUUGAAAUUAUAGGAGCUGCGCCACCGGACUUGUCUCUCAUGUCUUUGGCGAGACACGGAGGAGACGACUACGUCUUCUCCUUGCUCACAGGUUACAUGGAAGCUCCAGCGGGUAUCAAGGUUUUCAAGAAUACUGAGUUGAAGCUGAGAAACUGUUGGUUGAGGUUGAUGAUGGAAAGGCGUACAACCCGUACUUCCCUGGCGGCGUCAUCUCUAUGCCUCAACAACUGUUCGACGAAGGAAUUGAAUACAAGGUUUGUUUCGAAAAGAAAAGGCUUUGUUUCAUUCCCAAGGGUGCAAUUUUGAAAAAAGUCAUGAAUUUUUCGGAAUUAUUGUGGGGGAAAACGAAAAAGUUGAAAAUAUCAACAUUGUCAGGCUCCUUGAUUUUUUCACUUCGAUUCCUCGCCUGUAGCUAUCCAUUCAUGACGAAAAUCCUCAGGACGGAACUCCAGCAACGAUGUCUCAGCAAGCUAAGGACGUCUCGGCCUUCAUGCAUUGGUGUGCAGAGCCAUUCCACGACACGAGGAAGAAAUGGGCUCUCAAGGUAUUUUUUUUAUUUCAAAUAAACCAUUCAUGAGAGAUCUCGAAGAACUUACUUAAAACAAAACACCAGAAAGAAAACCUAUCGGAUAAUAAUUUAAAAAAAAAUUGCUUCAGCAUAUAUUUUUGUUUCUACGUUUGAAUGAGGAAGAAUUUAAAGAGUUUAAAGUAUCCUGAACUUUUAACGCUUUGAAGGCGAUAUGAACAGAUUGACGACGGGACUUUUUGGUUGCGUUUUGUUUCCAAAUUACCGCCUUGUGAUUAUAUUUGUUUGGCAUUUUCAACUGUUUUCGAUUCUCACGAAUGUUCUUCAGAUCGCUGCACUGAUCCCAUUCGUCGCUGUGAUUUUGGUGUACGGAAAGAGACACUUCUGGUCGUUCAACAAGUCGCAGAAGUUCAUUUUCAAGACGGUCAAGGGUCGCGAGCCCCCGAAACACCAGUAG
Molecule: messenger RNA, 2866 nt
Organism: Caenorhabditis auriculariae
Lineage: Eukaryota; Metazoa; Nematoda; Chromadorea; Rhabditida; Rhabditidae
Source: the annotation of a GenBank genome assembly